CCUCUCUCUCUCUCACGGGAUUAAAAACCUUUGCUUGUUCGACUUUUAUCAUCUAGUGUUUUUUUUAAAGAGAGAUAGUUGUCUCUUCACACAUAGCAUAAAGUCACAGCACCGGUUAUCCCCGUCUAAAGUUCAUUUUUUUAAACUGUACGAGACGAUCAAGAGAUUGUAUUAAAACUAUUAACAAACGCUUGUUAACUACCAACUAUCAAGAUGCGUGUGCUUGCCUUCGUUAUGGCCUUCGUUGGUGUGGUGUCGCCAGUCUUCGCUUCGAUUAAUAUGGCGGACGUCAGCUGUGGGCGGCCUCAGACACGCGUAGGGCGGAUAAAGAACGGCGAGGAUGCUUAUCCAGGAGAAUUCCCUUGGCUGGUGUCCAUCCGCGUCGCUGGUCCAGGAAGCGCGCAUUUCUGUGGAGGGUCGCUCAUUCACAAGCGGUUCGUGCUCACCGCGGCUCACUGCGUCCACGCAAACUUACCGAGGUAUUUAGUGGUGGUAGCAGGCGAGCAUGACCUCAGUUCGAAAGGUCAAGAGCCAGAACAGAUCCUCGGAGUUAGUGAUAUAAUCUCGCACUCUAAUUAUUCAAAGCGCUACAUCAACGACAUCGCUCUCCUGAAGCUGAGCGAAGAUGCUGUUUGGUCCCGCUUCGUCCGACCCGUGUGUCUCCCAGACAAGCAGGUGGACGGACCCAAUGACCCCCUGGACGGAAAGCCCGUGACGGUGGCCGGAUGGGGCAACACUGAUGAGGCGAAGAACAACGGCAAACUCUCAGACAUCCUCCAGAAGGUGACGGUGGAGGUGCAGCCCCGUGCCAAGUGUGAGGAUUGGUACCACCAGGAGGUCGGUCGCCCCGUGGCACUCUAUGACACUCACCUGUGCGCCGGGCUGGAGGAGGGCGGCAAGGACUCGUGCCAGGGAGACAGCGGCGGCCCCCUGCUCAUCAGCGACAACCAGGGGCGUUUGGUCAACGUGGGCGUGGUGUCCAACGGCAUUGGCUGCGGGCGUCCGAGGGUGCCUGGCCUCUACACUCGCGUCUCCCGUUACAUCGACUGGAUUUCGGAGAAGAUUAAGGCCUUCGGAGUGGCUUAAAAAAACAACAACAACUUCCUUCGUGUUCGUCCUUGCCUCCGUCGCCAUCUUCGUUUUCGUCUUCUUUGUAAUUCCCCAUCGUCCUCUUCCCUUUUCUUCGUCGUCCUCUUCCAUUCCUUCGUCAUCGUCUUCGUCUU
Messenger RNA from Penaeus monodon (black tiger shrimp), 1223 nucleotides. Its product is annotated as trypsin-1-like. Gene Ontology annotation, molecular function: serine-type endopeptidase activity. Lineage: Eukaryota; Metazoa; Arthropoda; Malacostraca; Decapoda; Penaeidae. The transcript is spliced from 6 exons. The coding region runs from base 214 to 1086 and encodes 290 amino acids. The record is from RefSeq and is a predicted model, not a curated record. Gene Ontology annotation, biological process: proteolysis.